Messenger RNA from Haliotis rubra (blacklip abalone), 819 nucleotides. RefSeq lists its product as uncharacterized. The coding region runs from base 73 to 648 and encodes 191 amino acids. The transcript is spliced from 6 exons. The record is from RefSeq and is a predicted model, not a curated record. Lineage: Eukaryota; Metazoa; Mollusca; Gastropoda; Lepetellida; Haliotidae.
UGGUGCUUUGACACUAUAUAUGACAGCUCAAACUACUGAUAAACCUCGAGUUUUUUGGUGUCAAGAGUCAAGAUGUGUACUCAUCUCUGCGUUCUGCUCUGUCUUAUUGCCUCCGUUCAACGAGGAACAGCACAAGGUGGCACAAGACCGUCUGACUCUGUGCUACUGACAUCAGUUACAAGUCUGAAAAACGAGGGUACUCAGCUGAAAGUUGUGUCAAAGGUCAUCAAAGACGCCGUCUAUUAUGACGUGCAUGUUCCAGGAGACUCUGGCCUGAUGAUCAUGCUGUAUCCUCUGCGAACCAAGGGUCACGACCUGCUAGUCGAAGCCGACAAGGUCAGGUCCUACGCUGAGAGCGCUAUAAGUGAACUGGGAGGUCAAGCACCAUCUUACUCUGCGAUACAGCAAGACAUGGUUGACACGGUAUCCGAGGCUGGAGUAUUCAAACUUCAAGUAAAUUCCUUCAAGGCCGCCAUGCAAGACUUUAUUAAUAAAGCGAAAGCUGAAGGCCACUCCAACGAUGCGUUGAUGUCAGAGCUCAAUAGAGUAGCCGGUUACGGUGACGAACUGCUCACUCAAACAGCAACGGUCGCAACUCACGCUCAGGGCAUUGCAAGUCAACUGCAAGGUGGCAAGGUCGUUGGAUAACUUUGUUAUUUGGUGGGGAAAGGUUGGGUGGAUCAAACCUUAAACUGUAACACCACUUCAUGAGUUCAAAUAAGUAAGGAAGAAAUACAGAGAUUGGAAUUUCUAUUUUAAAAAAGAUGUACUGAAGUUUUGUCAUAUUCCACCAUGCAUUAAUAAAGUUAUAAGCCAGCA